GCCGACGGGACCAGGCUCGUCGUCAAGAACUCGUUCUUGGAGGUGGUGGACGCUACAACCGGACUCAGCCGAAGCAAGAGCGACGGUCAUCUUGUAUGCGCGUUGGGGGGAGACAUGGCUCAGGUGGAUGCGGCUCGCGUUGCACCCAGUAACGCCACGGAGGGGCUCCCGCCGGACGUGGACGGCUGUCUCAAUGGGAGCGCAGCUAAAGCCGGCACCACUCACCAUUCGUUCUCAGAACCGGUCUCGGUCGGCUCGGGUAGUCGCUGCCACUGGGAGGAGAUCAACGAUUGCAGCCAGUACGAGAUCAGUGGAUGCCUCGGGUUGAGCGAUGGCGCCCAGGACGAGAGGUACGCAAGCUCCAGCGUGGCGCCGCCCGCGAAUCAUAGCUCUCCGAGCUGGGAGGCGCACGAGCUCGUGGAGCAGCAGGAGUUGCUGAUCACCAAGGAGAAGGCCCAUGUCGCCGGCACUUGCAAGCCGUGCUUCUACUUCAAGUUACACGCGCGCUGCAAGAACGGGAUAGACUGUAAGUUUUGCCACUUGCCGCACGAGGCCAAGCUCAGGUCGCGACCCAGCAAGUCCGCAAGGCUGCAUUGCAAGCAGCUGCUCGCGGCGCUGGACGGCAAGCGCGGGGGCGACCUGAAUGUCGCCUGGGGGCUGCCCAGCGGUGGCGGGCGCCACGCGGUGGUGGGCCACUGCAUGCGCAGCCCGGACCAACAGUACAUGCUCAACAUCCUCAGGGCCAGGGAGCGGGAGCAGCUGGCGCCCCAGGGCCCGACGCAGGCCGCCCCGCGCGUUAGUUCGAGGCGCCUGCCUCGCCGCAGGUAG
Messenger RNA from Prorocentrum cordatum, 828 nucleotides. NCBI's taxonomy places the organism in Eukaryota, Dinophyceae, Prorocentrales, Prorocentraceae. The record is from the annotation of a GenBank genome assembly.